UGGCUGGUCAUGUGACUUUUUCCGUUUCGCCAUUUUCCUCUUCUCCACUGGAGCCAUCGCUGGUUGUCCUCGCUGUUUCGCGGUGUUUUAAGCUGCCCAGAGGUGACGGUGGGACAGGGGAACCCCCCGCCAAAGAAAGAGAGGAUAUUGUGCCGUCUAGCUUUGUCGUCCGAAGGGAAGAGUGACAAUGUCUUCUGAGGAGAGCCCCGAGUACUCACCUUUCUUCGCCGUGAUGGGAGCCUCUGCGGCCAUGGUCUUCAGCGCGUUAGGAGCAGCAUAUGGGACCGCGAAGAGCGGCACGGGCAUCGCCGCCAUGUCUGUGAUGCGGCCAGAGCUCAUCAUGAAGUCCAUCAUCCCCGUCGUCAUGGCGGGUAUCAUCGCCAUCUACGGGCUGGUGGUCGCCGUGCUGAUAGCCAACAACAUCUCGGAGAGAGUCAGUCUCUACAAGAGUUUCCUGCAUCUCGGCGCCGGACUGAGCGUGGGCCUGAGCGGCCUGGCAGCCGGCUUCGCCAUCGGCAUCGUGGGCGACGCCGGCGUGAGGGGCACCGCUCAGCAGCCCCGGCUUUUCGUGGGGAUGAUCCUGAUCCUGAUUUUCGCCGAGGUGCUGGGGCUCUACGGCCUGAUCGUGGCCCUCAUCCUAUCCACAAAAUAAGUGUCUCUCUCCAUCAAAACCACCAUCUCAUUCAUUCCACAUCAAAGCAGCGCGAACAAAUAGGAGAGUUUCACCUUCUUCCAUGACACCCCGCGGAUCUGACAGGAUGGGAUGGCGGCAGAAACAUGCUGGCUGUCGGUCUCGACAGCCUCGUCCUCUUUAGGUGUGAUCUACUCCAUUUUGUUUUAAGCCAUCCGGUUGUGUCAGGUCUUGUGCGUACAGAACGGGCAU
Poecilia latipinna (sailfin molly) is the source of this 883-nucleotide messenger RNA. It is a transcript of the gene atp6v0ca, whose product is annotated as ATPase H+ transporting V0 subunit ca. The coding region runs from base 188 to 652 and encodes 154 amino acids. The record is from RefSeq and is a predicted model, not a curated record. Gene Ontology annotation, molecular function: proton-transporting ATPase activity, rotational mechanism. The transcript has 3 exons. Gene Ontology annotation, cellular component: proton-transporting V-type ATPase, V0 domain. Gene Ontology annotation, biological process: proton transmembrane transport. NCBI's taxonomy places the organism in Eukaryota, Metazoa, Chordata, Actinopteri, Cyprinodontiformes, Poeciliidae.